Closterium sp. Yama58-4 is the source of this 738-nucleotide messenger RNA. NCBI's taxonomy places the organism in Eukaryota, Viridiplantae, Streptophyta, Zygnematophyceae, Desmidiales, Closteriaceae. The record is from the annotation of a GenBank genome assembly.
AUGGUCCACAACACGUGCGACAAGCUGAAGCAGCGAUACAUCGAGCACGGCGUCAACUACGCUGAGGAUAAUGAGUUGCUCACAGAGUUCAUGGAGAAGCACGGAGCGUGGGACAAGCGGGAGGUGACGGUCGAAGGCAUGGAUGGGGAGGGAAGUCCCGUCAAGCACACUUUCAAGCUGCACGAGGAAGCCAUCAAGGGUCAGAAGUCCAAAGGGGACCUUGAAUCUUGCAUCACUGUAACCCGCCAGUUUGCGCAGGAAGUUGUGAAGCACCUCCUAAAGCGGAUGGAGAGCCUAGACACCCUCACCGGAGCGAAGCUUUUCCUGCCUGACGCGUACCCCGAGGGAAGCGUGAAGAGAGACCGCCUCUGCGCAUCCUGGUUCCAGUCUCUCCGCACGCUGUUCAGUGCGGAGAAGUGCGUACUUCCAGGAGUGAGCUGGAAAAAGGCGGGACGAGAACUGGUGCCGUUCACCAAGAUGAUGGCCGCGCAGUUCAAGGACCAGACCUUCCACGCCGGCCUCAAGCACAUGUUGCGCAAGAGAGCCCCAAAGCGGAAGGCCGAGAGAGGAACGUCAGGUGCUGCCUCCAAUGAAGACGAAGAUGAUGAGGAUGUGGUCAGGCGGAGGACCUCUAAGAAGGGCAAGGCAUGUGCAGCUCUAGCACUGUCGGACGACAGUGAUGAUGACAAUAGGCUUGAUGUCCGCGCCACUGUGGCGCUAGAGUCUGACAAUGAGUAG